Messenger RNA from Suillus plorans, 507 nucleotides. Its product is annotated as kinase-like domain-containing protein. Gene Ontology annotation, molecular function: protein serine/threonine kinase activity; ATP binding. The record is from RefSeq and is a predicted model, not a curated record. Gene Ontology annotation, biological process: protein phosphorylation. NCBI's taxonomy places the organism in Eukaryota, Fungi, Basidiomycota, Agaricomycetes, Boletales, Suillaceae. Gene Ontology annotation, cellular component: cytoplasm. The transcript is spliced from 4 exons. Bases 1 to 507 code for a protein of 168 amino acids.
AUGCAGAAUCUUGACCGGAAACUCAGUAUCUGGGCCAUAUUAGAGCACCGGUAUGUAAUACGCCUGUACGGCACUGUAACAGGUUUCGGUCCAUUCCGUGCUUUCGUCACCCCCUGGAUGCCAAACGGGACUUUGAACUCUUACCUAAAUCACGCUAAUCUCACAGCAAUGGAUAAACUUUCCCUGCUUAAGCAAGUCGUUGAAGGGCUCAAAUAUCUUCACGACAGCGACGUGAUUCAUGGUGACCUAACUAGUGACAAUAUCCUGAUUGCUGCCGAUGGAUCGCCACGCCUCGCAGAUUUCAGUGUCUCGAAUAUCAUGAUAGAGUCUAACCGGGUAUACUCCUCCCAUUCUGGCGCACUUCGUUGGGCUGCUCCAGAACUCAUUAUCUCCUGCGAAGGUGGCACCGUGCAAUGCGCCACCAAAUCCAGUGAUAUAUAUUCUCUCGGGUGUCUCAUGCUUCAGGCAAGUCUCUUAUUUCGCUUGCCUGUGUUACUGACAUGGUGA